This is a messenger RNA of Spodoptera exigua (beet armyworm), 856 nucleotides long. The record is from the annotation of a GenBank genome assembly. NCBI's taxonomy places the organism in Eukaryota, Metazoa, Arthropoda, Insecta, Lepidoptera, Noctuidae.
CAAGACGCCAGUGUCUUGUCAACUGCGAACUUAAAAAGUUUGUGCUGCGUGUAUUUAAAAAUCAAUCUUAACUGCUUAGUUUUAAAAGUGAAAGUGCAAAAUUCCGUGUAGAGUAAUUUCUUCGGAUCCGUUGCAGCAGUUUCGGAGAUCGGUGCUUAGUUAAGAUAUUAAUUUUCGUAUAGAUUUUUAGUUUUACAAAAUGUAUAGUGAAGUUCCGACGUGUAGAAGAUGUUGUUUCUGCGUGCCUUUGCGCUAUGGCUUAAUAGCAUGGGGAUAUAUCCGACUCGUAAUUUCAUUACUUUUCCUUGUCGGACUCACAAUUGGAUUCGUUGGCGUAUUAACAGCAGAAGAUAAAUACAGAGAAAUGGGAACAAUAAUAAUUUUAGGGAUUCUAUUAUUGAGCACCCUUACCGAUUUCGUACUUAAUUUUUUGUUCAUCUUAGGAGGUCAUAAGAAAGACGUUAAGCUCCUAAGAUCGUACUAUGUGUACAGUAUAGUGCUGUGCGUGCUGACGGUACUCCUGGGGACCACCUCCACCAUCCACACCCUGAUGUUAUUCAGGAUCAGCUCCGUUGACUUCUCGUUCUUCUUCUGGGUCAUAUUAGCAGACACGGGAAGUUUUUUCGCCCAAGUUUUGAUUCAAAUAUAUUUCCUGCUACUAGUACGAAGCGAGAUUAUAAAACUAAGGAGUAAUUGUGAAUUCAGAUUUGUAAAUCUUGCUGCUGAAGGAGAAUGUACACUCAAAUGUACUGAAAUCGGUGACAAUGAUGAAGAAGGAAGGCAAUAAUACAAAUAGUUAAGUCUUUAAUAACUAAAACCUCCAUUUUGUGAUAUUAUUAUAGUUAGGCGUUCAUGC